GUGGACUACAAAGACGAAGUGAGGGUAUAUAAGUUAUCCAUAUUAGUGCUGGGAUUUGGUAACGAUCUGAGAAAAGAAAUGGUUGUUASUACAUUGAAAGAUGACGAUAGUAUAAUUCCUUGUUUCUUGGAGUUAUAAGACUCAAAUCAGGAUGAAAACAUGGCUAGAUAUUCUAUGGAGUAUCCUUUGCGUUGGAUCACUAUGCGGAUCACAAGAUGCAUAUGUUAUGUCUAAAGAGGAUAUGUUGCGUUAUAGGGACAGGGCAAAGGCAAUGUUUUAUCAUGGCUAUAAUAACUACAUCAAGUAUGCAUACCCUUAUGAUGAAUUAAAACCCCUUUCAUGUACUGGACAAGAUACCUGGGGCAGUUAUUCUUUGACUCUGAUUGAUUCACUGGAUACAUUACUAAUUAUGGGGAAUGUGACUGAGUUUCAAAGAGUUUCUAGACUACUUGAAGAAACACUAAGCUUUGAUGAUGAUAUCAAUGUAUCUGUGUUUGAGACUAAUAUUAGAGUUGUUGGUGGUUUGUURUCAGCCCACUUAUUGUCCAUUAAAGCUGGACUUACUGUUGAGGAUGAAUGGCCAUGUCAAGGUCCACUCCUUAGACUUGCAACACAGGCUGCAGAAAGACUUCUUCCAGCAUUUGACACUCCAACUGGUAUGCCAUAUGGUACAAUCAACCUACGCUAUGGGGUCCCUGAGGGAGAGACGUCAAUAACAUGCACUGCGGGAUGUGGAACCUACAUURUAGAAUUUGGAACACUUAGUGCCUUAACUGGAGACACAAGAUUUGUUGACACAGCAAUGAAAGCCCUCGAUGGGCUCUGGAAAACCAAAUCUGAAUUAGGAUUGGUUGGUAAUCACAUAGAUGUUCUGACAGGGAAGUGGACAGCUGUAGAUUCUGGAAUUGGUGCUGGUGUUGAUUCUUACUUUGAGUAUCUUCUCAAAGGUGGAAUAUUGUUUGGCAUGCCAAAGCUUAUUUACAUGUUUGAAGAAUUUUAUGGAAAAAUCAAAAAAUACUUAAAGCACAGUGACUGGUAUAUCUGGGUCAACAUGAACAAAGGACAAAUUACCAUGCCAAUAUUCCAGUCACUAGAAGCCUUUUGGCCAGGUUUACAGGUUCUUUGGGGAGACAUUGGAGCAGCAUCCAGGACUAUUGAAAAGUACCAUCGUGUCUGGCAACAUUUUGGGUUUAUUCCUGAAUUUUACCAAAUAUCUUCUGGAGAACCAUUCUCAGGACGAGAGUCUUAUCCUUUGCGGCCAGAGUUGAUCGAAAGUGCAAUGUACCUGUAUCAGGCAACAAGAGAUCCAUAUUUUUUAGAGAUUGGCAGGGAUAUGUUGGAAUCCAUAGAAAGAAGUGCAAAGACCCCAUGUGGGUAUGCUACAAUUAAAAAUGUCAAAACCCAUGAAAAAGAAGACAGAAUGGAGUCAUUCUUUCUGGCAGAGACAACUAAAUACCUAUACCUCUUAUUUGAUGAACACAAUUUUAUACAUCACAGCAAUGGAACAAGGGAUUCUUUAUUCACCAGCAGGGCAACUAAAUCACCCGCUUGUGCUAUUGGAAGUAGUGGUUAUAUAUUUAACACAGAGGCUCAUCCUAUCGACAUAGGUGCAAUACACUGCUGUAAAGCACACCAACAAACCAAAAUACAUGAAGACAUUAUCUUACAUACAAAAUCAAGCAACACUAAUGCUAAUAAGGAAGAAACACUUACUGGAAAACACAGCUGCAAAGCCAGGCCAUUUCAAAAAAGAUUUUCUGUUCUAGGAGCCUUUUUUGAAAGUUUUGAUGAUCCUUAACAAUAYUCAAUUAUUUAGCUAUUUGCAAUGAAU
This is a messenger RNA of Exaiptasia diaphana, 1831 nucleotides long. Its product is annotated as ER degradation-enhancing alpha-mannosidase-like protein 2. Gene Ontology annotation, biological process: carbohydrate metabolic process; endoplasmic reticulum mannose trimming; mannose trimming involved in glycoprotein ERAD pathway. The transcript has 12 exons. Lineage: Eukaryota; Metazoa; Cnidaria; Anthozoa; Actiniaria; Aiptasiidae. Gene Ontology annotation, molecular function: calcium ion binding; mannosyl-oligosaccharide 1,2-alpha-mannosidase activity. Gene Ontology annotation, cellular component: membrane; endoplasmic reticulum. The record is from RefSeq and is a predicted model, not a curated record. Bases 152 to 1798 code for a protein of 548 amino acids.